AUGUCUUCAUCCAGAGCCUUCAUCAAAAGUGCCUUUUCCCCGCUUCGCAACGUAGCCAUGCUACAGCUUUCCGGCCCCGCGACACCCAUUUCAGGCCAAAAGAAGGAGCGGGUGGGUUACCUAGAUAUGUCUCACCAGCGACCUCGGGUUUGCCACAAUCCUGACAUGCGUCGGGAACGGGAACGCCUUGACACCUUUCAGAAUUGGACUCCUGCACCAGUAAGUCCAGCCGAGCUUGCCAAAAGUGGUUUCUACUACCUUGGUCAGGGCGACAGAGUGGCUUGCUUCAGUUGUGGAGGCCAGCUUAGCAACUGGGAAACGGGAGAUCGUGCAGUAUCAGAGCACCAGAGGCAUUACCCCAACUGCCGCUUUGUUAGAGGUGACCGAGCAGAUAAUGUACCUUUAUCUAGCCUUUUCAAUAUAUCGGCAAUGCAACAGUGUGAAGAAAGGUUGCUCACAUUUGUCUACUGGCCCUCAAGAAUAACUGUUCGACCAGACCAAUUGGCUAAGGCUGGUUUUUACUAUGUUGGUUGUAAUGAUGACGUGAAGUGCUUUUCUUGCGAUGGUGGACUCAGAUGUUGGGAGUCUGGUGAUGAUCCAUGGGUAGAACAUGCCAAGUGGUUUCCAAGAUGUGAAUACCUGUUGCAAGAAAAGGGCCUAGAGUUUGUUCAUCAGAUUCAAGCAAGAUUUCCAAGACUAUUUGAACAGCUAUUGACUAAUGGAGACAGCGACUCAAAAGAAUUUGUUAAUCCGCCUGUGGGUCCUGGAGAAGACCGUUCAGAAGAUGCGGUGGUGAAGUCUGCUUUAGAGAUGGGAUUUGAUUUUGGCCUGGUGAAGCAAACCGUUCAGAGCAAAAUUCUCGCAAGUGGAGAAAAUUACAAAACCGUUCAAGCGUUGGUAUCUGAUUUACUAAGUGCAGAAGAAAUGGCAUUAGAUGGUUUUACUUUUCUUAAGAAACAUCAUCUUGCCGUGUCACAGCGCCUAAAAAGUGUGCAGAGCUUAAUGGACCAUCUUCUAGAGGAGAGCGUCAUCUCACAGAAAGAGUAUGACAUUAUUCGUAACUGCGCUACAGUCAUGCAGCAGACAGGGGAGCUCAUUGAGUUAGUCCUGUCGAAAGGAAAUGCAGCAGCAGAGGUCUUCCUCAACUGGAUCAAGAAGAAUGAUGUCUGCCUGCUGAGAGAACUGAUGGCCCAGACAAAUGAAGCUGCAUCCCCAAGUCAAGAUCUUUCAGACUUGUCUAUGGAGGAACAGUUAAGAAGACUUCAAGAGGAGCGCACAUGCAAAGUUUGCAUGGAUAAAGAAGUGAACAUUGUCUUCAUCCCCUGUGGUCACCUAGUUGUGUGCAAAGAAUGUGCACCUUCUCUGAGCAAGUGCCCCAUAUGUAGAGGCUUGGUCAAAGGAGCUGUCCGUACUUUCCUAUCAUAA
Molecule: messenger RNA, 1425 nt
Organism: Carassius carassius (crucian carp)
Lineage: Eukaryota; Metazoa; Chordata; Actinopteri; Cypriniformes; Cyprinidae
Product: baculoviral IAP repeat-containing protein 2-like
Exons: 1
Coding region: 1-1425 (474 amino acids)
Biological process (GO): negative regulation of apoptotic process; negative regulation of necroptotic process; positive regulation of protein ubiquitination
Cellular component (GO): cytoplasm; nucleus
Molecular function (GO): ubiquitin protein ligase activity; cysteine-type endopeptidase inhibitor activity involved in apoptotic process; protein binding
Source: RefSeq, a predicted model, not a curated record